CUAAGAUCGCUAUGUUCUAGCGGCUUGCAUCAUUUGCUGGAGCAACUCAAAACAAAAGUUCUAGAAUUACUUGUACCGUCAAUACUCUUCACAUACUUACCCCAACACAGAGCAGACAGCCUUCUCUCAUACAUGCGACAGGAUGUCUGAAAGGGGUCAACACAGAGGUGGCGGUCGUGGAGGUGGUAGAGGUCAUGGUGAACACAGAGGUGGCAGGGGAGGUGGUAGAGGAGGGCAUGGUGGGGAGAGGGGUGGACAUGGCGGGGGAAAUUUCGAGAAACCAAAGAAGGAAAAUAUCUUGGAUUUGGGAAAGUACAUGGAUAAGCAGGUCACAGUUAAGUUCAAUGGUGGCAGACAUGGUAUGUUAGUGGUUUUGUGGUAAAAUUAGAGAGGUUACUAACAUGAAUCCUCAUAGUGAAAGGCACUUUGAAGGGUUAUGAUGCCCUGAUGAAUCUGGUUUUGGAUGAUGUGGAGGAAAAGUUGACUGGUAAACACUCCUUGUAUUUUACAAAUUUCAUACUGAUGUGGAUUCUUUCGCAGACGAUGAAGGAAAUGAAGCAUGGAGAGCAUUGGGUUUAGUGGUUGCAAGAGGAACCUUACUCAUUGGAAUAAGUCCAGUCGAUGGCAGCGAAGAAAUAGCGAAUCCUUUCGUACAACAAGAAGAAUGAGAAACGGAUUAAAAGGAUAAGGGUUGAUUCCUGGGGAAGGGAAUAAAAUCUACAUGGCCAUCUCGACGCGCUCAGGGAGGAAAACCGGACACACCCUCAACAUCAAAACCAAUAGUUUACAACGCAUCUCUUUAAAUGGAUGUAGACAUGAUAUCAGAAGGCGCUGAAGUGAAAGUACUUCGGCGAAGAAUACAACUGAAAUGAAUAUAUCAUGAUGUUGAAUAUUUGGGCUUUUACAAAUCAGUUGAUGUGAUUUCGAGGACUGGGCAAGGACCAAAAGACCUUGAAGGUACAUGUCCAAGGAACUAGCGAUCCUUCAAUCGUCAGAGAUACUUGACGCAAGUGUAGUAAAGCCCAGCGGCUCUUCUUAGGUUCAUUCUCUUUGGAUAUACGUAGGAUGAAGCCUGGUGUGAAAUGCAUUUUCUAUAUGAGGCGGUGUCUCGGCCAAAAAAAAAUCGGUUUCAUUGAUUUUUCGACUGUACGGAUGAAUUAUUCGAAGCUAUGGUUAAAGCUUCUUCACUGUUCUUUGUAAUUUUUAUCAGUGCCAGGAAGACAGUACUGUACAAUAAAUAUU
Molecule: messenger RNA, 1242 nt
Organism: Sclerotinia trifoliorum
Lineage: Eukaryota; Fungi; Ascomycota; Leotiomycetes; Helotiales; Sclerotiniaceae
Source: the annotation of a GenBank genome assembly